Penaeus vannamei (Pacific white shrimp) is the source of this 672-nucleotide messenger RNA. NCBI's taxonomy places the organism in Eukaryota, Metazoa, Arthropoda, Malacostraca, Decapoda, Penaeidae. The record is from RefSeq and is a predicted model, not a curated record.
CUUACCCCGCCAGUUUCGCUAGUGUUCUCUCUCACUGAAGCCUGCAUUUGUGGCGGUGUUUGUAUAGUGUACGUAGCUCCCUUCUCUUGUUCUAUCGGUGUGCAGCGUCAAGGUCAAAGUAAAAUACAAGAUGAGACCAGCGUUAAUUCUUGCUCUGGCGGCCAUCUUGGCGGUUUCGGUUGUCGAUGCGAGGUUGAACAUCUGUUCCUCGACUGCCGAUUGCCCACCACGUUCUCAGUGCGUCCGGAAGAGGUGCUCUGACAAGUGCAGCUCUAUGAGUGACUGCCUCCCCGGCCUGGGGUGCGUCCUCGGUCGCUGUAUGGACGUGUGUGACGGCGCCUGCAGUGUGAGUGCCAAGUGUGACGUCAUCCUCAACGAGCCUGUGUGUUCUUGCCCCGAAGGCCAGGAAGGAGACCCGCAAGAACUGUGUGUCGCUCCCGCACAGAAGGACGCUGGUUGCAAAGACACCUGAACCCUAGUUCCCGGAAUCUCCCCCAGAUGGAGGCGCCAACUAUAGGAUCUCAAGACCAUAGUGGAGGAGUCCAGGUUAACAGGGAAGUUCCUUUUGUCAUUAUGGAUUCUCGCACGUUGUUAUGUGAUGUUUUAAGUUCUGAAAUUAAUAUAAUAUGAAUAUGAGCUUGUUGUUGAAUCUGAUAAAUAUGUUAAAUGUAA